Messenger RNA from Limanda limanda (common dab), 1068 nucleotides. RefSeq names its product RIB43A-like with coiled-coils protein 2. The transcript has 7 exons. The record is from RefSeq and is a predicted model, not a curated record. Lineage: Eukaryota; Metazoa; Chordata; Actinopteri; Pleuronectiformes; Pleuronectidae. Bases 1 to 1068 code for a protein of 355 amino acids.
AUGUAUGUCGUUGAAACCGAAGAAGAACGCAUUGCGAGGCUGAAGCUUCAGAGACGUCGCAAUGAAGAGGCCGAAAGAAAUGGGCGGCUCUAUAAUGACAAAACCAGGCUCAUUGGAAUUGACAAGGAAGCUCUGGACAUGCAGGUGGAAGAGAAGAAGAAACUAAAAGAGGCAGAGGAAGAGAAACAAAAAGCUCAAGAUGCUGAAUCGCUCCAUAAUAGCAAAGUAGUUCGCAUUCGCCAACAGAAAGAGGAGAAGAAUAAGCGUGCCAUGCAGAUGGACCUCGUCAACUACCGUCAGCAGCACCAGCAGCGUUGGAGCCAGCAGGAGUUUGGCCUGAACAACACAGACCACAGUAGAGAAACAGGAGUGAUGCCUCCUGGUUUUAUGGGUGAAGACCCAGAGAUUAAGAACAGAUUGCAGAGGCAGCAGGAGCAGUUGAGACGGUGGAGCAACCAGCAGCAGAGCGAGCAGGCGGAAGAGAGGCACCAGCAGACGCUAGAAAAGAUGCUUUGCGAUCAAAAGAGAUUAGCGAUGGACAACAGAGCUCUGCAGCUUCAGAGCCUGAACAUGGAGAGGAGAAGGGCAGAAGCCGUUGCCACUGAUGAGUUCAAUCUGGCCAAGUUUGAAGAGAAUCGCCGUCAGGAAUGUUAUGAGGAGGAAAACAGAGGUCUGGAUAUCACCCCCGCCCUGGGCAGGUGGGGAGUACCUGGUCUGUGUCCAGGCUCUGAUCUGAGAGGCCCUCCAGAGACACAGGAGCAGGUCCUCCAGUUCCAGAGAAAUCAAAUAGAGGAGAAAAAGAGGAUCGAAUUAGAGAACAAGCGAGAGGAGGAGCAACACGAUCGUGUUCGCGUGGCCUCUGCUCGCUCGGCUCUGCUAUUCGAGAGGAAGCAGGCGAAACUGAGCAGGCAAAUGAGUCGACAGGUGGAGAGCUCCAACAUGGAACUUGCCGAACUACAGAGACAAGAACCCGGACAUGGAAAGAGGAAGCGACCUGGAGAGCUUCUUCAAGUUCCAAACCUGCAGGAGAUGACGGACGAAGUGGAGGAGUCCCCGAGCCAAGAGUAG